CGAAUUCACCUUCGUGCUCCCGCUAGUUGUAGGGAGGUCAGUCAUGGACAGCUCCUUGGCAUCAAUGGAGGACUCUCCCACCAGUCCCCUCAAGGCCUUUGCUACCUUUCUUAUUCGCCACCACUCCGAUCAGCUCCGCUCCAUUGCUCACUCCCCUGAUCCUAAGCUCCACUACCCUUUAUUCGUGGAAUUUGCUGAGCUGAUGGACGACGACCCACCUCUUGCUCGUCUUCUCUUCUCCCGUCCGACCGACUACUUGCGGGUUUUUGACGAUGCAGCUGUUUGGGCUCAUAUGAUCAUUUUGGGUGAUUCAAAAGGGUCUAUGAAUGGAGUUAAAAAAGAUUUCAUCCAUGUUCGCAUUAAUGUCACUGGCUCCCCGCUGGAGUUUCCUGAGACUUUUCCUAGUAUUGGGUCUGUCAGAGUGAAGCAUCAUGGAGUGCUUCUUACACUUAAAGGAACGGUAAUCCGAUCCGGGGCAAUUAAGAUGUACGAGGGUGAGAGGUGGUAUAUCUGCCGGAAAUGCAAGCACAAGUUUCCAGUUUAUCCAGAGCUAGAAACUAGAAACUCAAUACAGUUACCAUCAUUUUGUCCUUCUCAGAGGUCAAAACCAUGUGAAGGGAAAAGUUUUGAGUGCUUGGAAGGAUCUGUCGUACGUCAUGAUUACCAAGAGAUAAAAAUUCAGGAGAGUACACAAGUUUUGGGUGUGGGGUCCAUUCCUCGUUCCGUUCUAAUCAUUCUCAAGGAUGACCUUGUUGAUCUUGUUAAAGCUGGAGAUGACGUUAUUGUUUCAGGAGUAUUGAGUGCAAAGUGGUCCCCAGACCUCAAAGAUGUUAGGUGUGACCUUGAUCCAAUGCUAAUUGCAAAUCAUGUGAGAAGAACCAAUGAACUAAAGGCCGAGGUUGACAUCCCUGAUGAUAUAAUUAUGCAAUUCACGCAGUUCUGGUCAGAUUUCAAAGACACUCCUCUAAAAGGAAGAAAUGCUAUUCUAAGAGGUAUAUGCCCUCAAGUGUUUGGACUUUUUACUGUAAAACUUGCAGUGGCUUUAACACUCAUUGGAGGUGUACAACAUGUGGAUAUAUCUGGUACUAAAGUUCGAGGUGAAUCUCAUCUACUGUUGGUUGGUGAUCCUGGUACUGGAAAGUCACAGUUCCUGAAAUUUGCUGCCAAAUUGAGCAACCGAUCUGUUAUUACCACUGGUUUAGGAAGCACUAGCGCUGGGCUAACUGUUGCUGCUGUGAAGGAUGGAGGGGAAUGGAUGCUGGAGGCUGGGGCACUUGUAUUGGCUGAUGGAGGACUUUGUUGCAUAGAUGAAGUGGACAGCAUGAGAGAACAUGACAGAGCCACGAUCCAUGAAGCAAUGGAGCAACAGACUAUAAGUGUGGCAAAGGCGGGUCUUGUAACAACUCUCAGUACUAGAACGAUAGUAUUUGGCGCAACAAAUCCUAAAGGACAGUAUGACCCUGAACAACCUCUCUCUGUCAAUACAACACUCUCCGGUCCCUUAUUGAGCAGAUUUGAUAUUGUUCUUGUGCUUUUGGAUACAAAAAACCCUGAAUGGGAUGCAGUUGUUUCAUCUCAUAUUCUCUAUGAGAGCGAACAAGAAAAGGGAAAGCGUGACAAUGAUCUUUCAAAUAACUGGCCUCUUACUAUGCUUCGAAGAUACAUCCAAUUCGUAAAAGGAUACUUCAGACCGGUGCUUACUCAGGAGGCUGAACAAAUUAUCUCAAACUAUUAUCAGCUUCAAAGAAGAUCAGCAAUGGAUAAUGCAGCCAGGACAACGGUACGCAUGCUUGAAAGCUUGAUACGCUUAGCACAAGCACAUGCACGUCUUAUGUUUAGAAAUGAGGUUACCCGGCUCGAUGCCAUUACGGCUAUUUUGUGCAUCGAAUCAUCCAUGAUGACCUCAGCUUUAGUGGAUAGUGUUGGGAAUGCCUUGCACUCCAAUUUUACCGAGAACCCAGAUGAGGAAUAUGCAAAGCAAGAAAUUUUGAUCCUUGAUAAGCUCAAAUCGGUGGACGAAUAGUGUCAUCGUCACCUUGAUGGAAGGCUGAGACUCAAGAUACCCCAAAUCUUCGAACGCUUGAAAUUGUAGAUACCAGAAAAAUGUAGAUUGCUGACAUUACUUCUAGAUAGUCACAAUUGUUUCGAAGAAAAAAUCGUUACGAUAUUCGAGAUUAUUUUGAAAGUUGUGUUUGUUGUUGGAUAUUAAGAUGAACUAAUUUAAAUCAUCAAUUUUCAUAACCUUGUUCAAUUACAACCUAAAAGAGAAAAUAAUUACUAGAUUUCAAUUUCUAUUUCA
Messenger RNA from Cucumis sativus (cucumber), 2299 nucleotides. RefSeq names its product probable DNA helicase MCM9. The coding region runs from base 44 to 2023 and encodes 659 amino acids. Gene Ontology annotation, cellular component: MCM complex; nucleus. The record is from RefSeq and is a predicted model, not a curated record. Gene Ontology annotation, biological process: double-strand break repair via homologous recombination. The transcript has 20 exons. Gene Ontology annotation, molecular function: ATP binding; single-stranded DNA binding; single-stranded DNA helicase activity. Lineage: Eukaryota; Viridiplantae; Streptophyta; Magnoliopsida; Cucurbitales; Cucurbitaceae.